UUCUGCAGCUCGGAGGCGGAGCGAGCGCGGAUCUGAGCGGGGAGAAGCCGAGCCAACAACAGUCUGGGACGGACGGAGUCACCCGCCUUCCCUCGUGCAGCAGCGGCUCCAGACAGAUGGCAGCGACCGCAGACCCGCAGAGGGGACCGGGGGAGCUGGCUUCACACCACCACGGCAACAGCAACAACAACAACAGCAACAACAACAACAACAAGGACAGCGAGGCGGCAGACAGCGCCACGGAGCCCGGGGGAGCUCCGCCGCGGAGCCUCGGGGGCUCGGCGGGCAUCCACCCCGGCGGGGCCGGGGACGGCAAGUGGGUCCGGCUGAACGUGGGGGGGACGGUGUUCCUCACCACCCGGCAGACGCUGCUCAAGGAGCAGACCUCCUUCCUGUACCGGCUCUGCCAGCAGCAGGACCUGCACUCCGACACGGAUGAGACGGGAGCCUAUGUGAUUGACAGAGACCCCACCUACUUCGGCCCCAUCCUCAACUACCUGCGGCACGGCAAACUGGUCUACAACAAGGAGCUCGCUGAGGAAGGCGUCCUAGAAGAGGCAGAGUUUUACAACAUCACCCCGCUGAUCAAACUGAUCAAGGAGAGGAUCAUAGAGAGGGACUCGAAAGCCACACAGCAGGUGCCCCCCAAACAUGUCUACCGAGUGCUGCAGUGCCAGGAGGAGGAGCUGACUCAGAUGGUCUCCACCAUGUCAGACGGCUGGAAGUUUGAGCAGGUCAGCGUGCGCGCCUGCAGAAAGCCCCGCACCGGACUGCUCUGGACUAUGGUGAACAUCGGCUCGUCCUACAGCUACGGAACGGAGGAUCAGGCUGAAUUCCUGUGCGUCGUCUCCAAGGAGCUCCACACGCCCGGAUCUGUCCUGGGCACCGAACAGAGCCACAAAACCAAGCCGGCAGAGAUGCAAGAGGAGGAAGCAGCGAAGCAGGAGGAGGAGGAGGAGGAGGAGGAAGAGGGAGGGAGAGAAACCACACCAAAUGAGUGGCUUAGAGAAUGAGAGUCAUGUUUCUUUGUUCCAAAGAGAGGCGGGAAUGGCUUUUCCAGAUCCAUGGGUCCCGGAUGUAGAAAUGGGAAGCUUCUUUCUUUUCUUUUUUUGACUGGUGACCUUCUAGACAUGGUCUCCAUCUGUUUCUGUGGACCGCCAUCAAAAUUUGUAGCAUUAAAAGUUCGCCAGUGAGAUGCUGGUUAACAUUAACCCCAAACCAUCACGCCAAAACUUAAAAAAAAGAGAGAAAAAUCAUGCUCACUUAGAGCAAUAUCCUCCAAAAAUAUUUUUUUCAGUAAAACUAGUUUGGUGUAUUCUACCAAGGGCAUUCAUGGAGCGUUACCAAGUCAUAACCAAAGAUCCAGUAUGCAGCCGUCUGAACCAAGGUGCUGACCCGUGACGCAAAGGAGAAAAUUAAAUCUGGCCUCAGACAAUUGACCUUGUGUCGUUACCCAGCGCCGAGCUGUUGCUACGUCGCUAUGAUUUGACGGAUAGUGUAAAAGGAUCCUGUUGCAUCGCAGUUGUGCAGCAUGUGGUUCGUGACACUUCCCAAUGUGGCAUUUAUCAAUGAUCUAUUAUGGUCUCGUCCCUCUGGCGGAUGUCAGCUGUUCCUCAAACCUCAGUUUCUUCGGUUGUGAGUAACGUCAGGUGUUUUGAGCCUGGUGUGCUCACGGUAGUUCUGGUUAUAUGUUGCUUUCAUUGCGUACAGGGAUCCACGGGAGGUGCUGCACAUCUUCCAUAUUCCUCAGGUUCAGUUUUAUUGUUGCAUAAAUAUAAUGGUUUCAGUCAAUCCAAAAUGUUUUUGUCCCUGAAAUCUAAACCUCAGAGGUGUGUGGGAAGUGUCCCUGUUAGGUGUCUAUUAUCUGAUGAAGAUAAGAUUAAAGGGGACCUAUUAUGGCAUCUAAUACCUAUUUUAAACAGGCCUUGAAUGCCUUAAAAACAAGCUUUUGAUUGUUUUUGCUAAAUAAAUUUGGAAAUUCAGCCUCUGAGCCAUGUCUUUAUCUUCCCGGUCUCUAACCUCAUUAUCUAUGCAGGAUUCUGAGUGGGCGGGGCUAUGAUAAUGAGGCUCUGUGCUGAUUGGCUGCCUGAAUGACGCGAUACACCGCUACGAAAAAAUGGCGGAAGCUCCGGCCGGCGGAGUUGUUGUUGUUGUUCCGGCCAGAGUUAGUUGUGGGCGUGGUUUCACGCAUCGAAGGCCAACCUUUGUAAAUCGCAGAAUCUGAACGGCUCGUAGAUCCACAUCACACUGGAUGGAUCAUCCGGGCGGCUGUACAGACACUGCAGAAUUUGGUUGCUUUCCUCCUUCUCUGAGUUGGCAGGCUGAGGGGAGACCACUUUAUAUAUGUUAAAGCAAGAGAAAAUGUGUUUUUCAUAAUAGGUCCCCUUUAAGUUCCCCCCCCUCAAAAAGCCUGAUUUACUUUUAAUUGAAUUGAUACUAAUAUUUUCAGUAAUUGCUAGUGUCCAUCCAUCUACGAAGCCCAUCAGUUUUGGCUACUCUACUUUCUAAGUAAUGAUCUAUAAUAACGCACCUCUUUAAGUUUCUCUGUGUAGCAAUGCCACUUCUGACCCCAUGGGGGCACAAUGCUCUGUCGUGUUCAUUAAAGAGUCGCUGACAAUAAUGUGCUCAUGAGAGGGGGGUCCGGCUCAUCUUGUAAAACCACUAGAGGUGCAAUUUGCUUUGUUUUUUUCGCCAGAAGCGGACACAUGAAUCUUUUGUAAUAUGCUGCCCCCAUGUGGAAUGAAGUGGUAUUGCUACAUACACUGGCUUUAAUACUACACAAAUAUGUACCACUGAAAAGCUAAAUUAUUUAAUAUAAAUGAACAUUUGUCCUUAUGGUAAUGCUCAUUUGCCAAAUAACUAAGCGGGUACUGUACAUUUGUUCAUAUAUUUACUUUUUGGUCAACUUUAAAAUGGCAGAAAGUAUAAGUAAAGGAGAAUGCUUGUUCAUGCUAGAAAUGUAACAUAAAUUAGCUUGAAUUCUUAAAAUAAAAGUUCAGAAAGGCUCAAAACAAAAGCAGGCGCGUGGCACUGGCGAAAACACUUGCUGGUACACCUCUGCUUCACUGGUCAGCAGCAGGUGCAGUCUUCACCUUUACUGUGCCACCAUGGCGAGAGCCUCAUGAGGCGGGUUGGAAAAUGGCUAAAAAGGAGCACAAAGGUAUGAUGGAGGGAGAUGGAUUCUCUUUUUCUCUCUUUUUUUGUGGUCAUGCUUACCGUCACAGGGUCCUCUUUCUCGAGGCAGCAAAUUAAAAAGCACAUCAUUUUUAACACAUCGAACUGCAGCAUAAGACUUCAACCACAGAAUGAAAUUCAUACGUGGUCAUUAACAUUUAAUUGGAAAUGACACAAGCUGUUUUUUAAGUGUCAUUCAGGAAAUGCAUUCCUCACAAGGUUCUAAAAAGACGUAUGAUAAAGCUUUCCAGCUGAGUGUUGGAAAAUAAUGGAUUAUAGUUCAAAAAAGACUAAAUGACUUUCAUCAGAAAGAAAUAUCACAUCUAAAUCAGCAUUUGGAGAAAAGUAACUCAGUAACUGCACAAAAACAUGCUGGAGCUCAUCAGAACACAGAUAUUGUGUCCCUCCGUUGGGUCCUGGCUGCAUCAUGAAAUGGGUCUGGUACCCCUCCCGUCCACAGGCUUUUCCACCAGUACAGAACUUACCAAACCAACCACAGCAGGAUGGGCGUGGGCCUCAUGGUGCUGCUUUUAAGAAAAAUAAAGGUCAAAUCCAGAGCAACCCGACACAAUCAUUGUAUUAAAGAGGUAAAGAGUGAGGAUGGCUGGAUGUAAGCAGCUGUGGAGUAAACGAUGAAGAUGUCCGUCUGCAGAUAAACUCGCUUACAGUUACACUCAAGCUGUUACAUGCAGGUCAUUAAAGUAACAAUUAGUGACAAUCGAGCACUAAAAUCAUAUAUUUCAUUUUUUGGGAGAAAUGUCUGCAAAUACAGUGUGUGAGAGAUAAAGCUUCGUGUCCAUUUACGUUAUAGUGUUAAGUAAAAACAGACAUCCUGGACCUUUGGGAUCUUUGGCAUAUAAUAAUACGCGGCCAAACAAAACACGAUAAACUUCAGAUGAGUUACGUUGUGCAUGAUGAACAUGCUUAUGAUAAUCGUAAUUGGGAUAUUUACAAGAAAGAUGAAAGGAGGUUAUUGUUGAGUUACUUCAGCUCUUUUAAUCUGGAUCAUUCAGUGCCUUGAGUUCGAGCAGCAAAACUGACCGUCCUGUUUUUUGUUUAGUUUUUCUUUUCAAUGGCUGCUUUACUAUUUUCUUCAGAACAUGGGUAGUUUAUAAUGUCAUUGAGAGUUGGGAGUAACUAGUUGUGUAAAGGACUUUCUGUGCAUUUGCUCAGAGGCGUCGACAGUAGAUGCAAAAAAGUAAAUGUGCUAAACGAGCGCAGAAGUCUCCGAGCCGAAGCCAUUCCAUGCUUGUAGAAGGUCUUAAGCUGUCUUGUAUAAAAUGUAAGACUUUUUUUUUUUUAUCUUUUGUACAUUCUGUUAUUUAUUUUAUGGUUUCUUUUGUAAAAUUUAGGCUUUGUGUUUUUUAGUGCAGGUGGAAAAGGUGUCGUCUGGGUGAGAUUUCUUUUUUUUCUACUGCGUUAAACAUUUAAUAUAAUCAGGUUUAUGAAACAUACUAGUUAUUAGUGUUAGUUUACAUAACUGCUAUUAAACAAAUGUUACACUGAGAGAUUUUUGUUUCUUUUUUUUAAGCUCUCAAACUGAAAUUUAAGGUUUAUAAAUGUCCAUUUGCAUGACCUCGUGUGGUUAGCUGGAUCCACACCUAAGUUUUUAACCCUUCUGUUCAGUGGUAGCAAGAAAGGUCUACCGCUUUCAUUAUUCUGUGCAAGAACUACGGAUACAUGUCAGGUUGUGAUAAACAUGUAGGAAAUGUUCCUCUGAUGCUGGAGUUUCUUUCAUCAGCCGUCUACAGAGCCUCAAUGUUCUUAGUCUGUAAAAAUCAAGCAAUGUGACACAUGAAUUGUAACGCCUCAGACAAACCUGUACAGGCUUCAAGAAAUGCUGUUUGUUUUGGUUUCAUAUAAAUAUUCUCCACCAGGACUUGUGCAGCCACUUAGGAGGUGACGAGGAGAACUCUGUUGUUCGUUUUUUAUUUGCUGUAUAUGAUUGUCACUAUUGCCAACAAAAAUAAAAAAGUGCU
Molecule: messenger RNA, 5153 nt
Organism: Cololabis saira (Pacific saury)
Lineage: Eukaryota; Metazoa; Chordata; Actinopteri; Beloniformes; Belonidae
Gene: kctd17
Product: potassium channel tetramerization domain containing 17
Exons: 7
Coding region: 117-1013 (298 amino acids)
Biological process (GO): protein homooligomerization; proteasome-mediated ubiquitin-dependent protein catabolic process
Cellular component (GO): Cul3-RING ubiquitin ligase complex; cytoplasm
Molecular function (GO): cullin family protein binding
Source: RefSeq, a predicted model, not a curated record